Molecule: messenger RNA, 4009 nt
Organism: Quercus lobata
Lineage: Eukaryota; Viridiplantae; Streptophyta; Magnoliopsida; Fagales; Fagaceae
Gene: SLOMO
Product: F-box family protein
Exons: 17
Coding region: 458-3589 (1043 amino acids)
Molecular function (GO): protein binding
Source: RefSeq, a predicted model, not a curated record
CAAAACGUCGUCGUAACUCCGCCGAACACGUCCUUUCAUUUCUCAGAUUAUUAUUAUUAAUCACAAUCCCGUUUAUAAUUUAUAUAGCCAAACAAAAAACAUCCUCACAACUCCACAAAACCAAAGCACCCAGCGCCAGCAGCUCUCACACACACACAAGAUCUGAUCAGAUCCAUUCAGAUCCUCCUCCCCAUCUCUCUCUACAAAUUUUCUAUCUUUUUUUCUUUCUCUCUCCUUUGUAUUUGUAUUUGUAUUUGUAUUUAUGUAUUUGUCAAUUCUUAUAUGUAACCUGCUUCCAAAGUGAUUCGAUUUUCGAAAUCAGAGUCGAUGGUUUCAAUUCUAGGGUUUCAGAGCCAGCGACGUCGUUUCAUCGAGUUUCGCUACAAUUGCGGUGUUCGUCUUGGGUAGAUAUGCGUGGGAUCGAGAUUUAGGGUUUGUAAAGGUGCUUGUGGUGUGCAUGAAGAUUUGGUGCUGCCUAUGCUUUACAAGAGAAGAGGAAGAAGAAGAAGAAGAAGAGGACGUGGGCGACGACGAAGAGGACAAGGAAUUAGGUGAGGAAGGUAAUUCGGAGGCUAUGAGGGAGGGCGUUUUCGGAAAUGAGGGUAAUCCCGAGGGUAGAAUCGGAAAUGACGACGACCCCGAGGAGGAUGUCGAGCGAUUGCUAGGUCUCGCCGCCUUGAGCCCGCACCACCUCGACUGCGACGACGACGACGAGCAGCUCAGAUUGUUCGAAGACGCCGUCGUCGCGAUGCGCGGUGGCGGCGGCGUUGGUGUUGGUGUUGGUGUUGGUGCGCAUUGGGACGGGGCCGCCCGGGCCGCUGACCCCUUGCCGUUCUUGGGGGUUCGAACCGCGCGGCGGUUCGAGGGGGAGAGUAGCUCCGCCUCGGCGGAGACUGCUGCGGUGGAUCAUGAUCGCGAUUCGCACAAUAAGCGCGCCAAGGUUCACUAUGAUUUUCAUGAAUAUCAUUUUGCAACUGCAGAGUUUUCCAAUGGAAACUCUAGUUCAUCUGCAGACAGGGAUUACCACAUUAGUCAGGGAUCUUCUUUUCCAUCUAAGAAUCAGAUAUUUUAUCGUACUUUAACAAUGAGUGAUGGUGGUGGUAAGAAUUUAUCUGAAUCUAGUGAUGGGACAGAUGAUGUCGGAGAUGAGAUUGGCUCUCCAAGAUUGGAGGAUUUUGAAGUUCGGAUGGAUCUUACGGAUGACUUACUCCAUAUGGUUUUCUCUUUCUUAGACCACACUGCUCUUUGCCGAGCUGCCAGAGUCUGUAGGCAGUGGCGAGCAGCUAGUGCUCAUGAGGAUUUCUGGAGAUGUUUGAAUUUUGAGAACCGAAACAUAUCUGUAGAACAAUUUGAGGAUAUGUGUCGGCGGUAUCCAAAUGCAACAGAAGUGAAUAUUUCUGGUGCUUCCAUUCACCUGCUUGUUAUGAAGGCAGUAUCUUCAUUAAGAAACCUUGAGGUUUUGACAUUGGGGAGAGGGCAACUAGGGGAUACUUUUUUCAAUGCCUUAUCGGAUUGUUAUUUGUUGAAGAGAUUGAAUGUAAAUGAUGCUAAUCUUGGCAACAGUAUUCAAGAAAUACCUAUAAACCAUGACAGCUUGCGUCAUCUUCAACUAACAAAGUGUCGUGUGAUGCGUAUAUCCGUCAGGUGUCCACAGCUUGAAACAAUGUCUUUGAAGCGCAGCAACAUGGCACAGGCUGUGCUUAAUUGCCCUCUCUUGCAUGAGCUUGAUAUAAGCUCUUGCCACAAGCUUUCAGAUGCUGCAAUUCGUUCAGCAGCAACUUCAUGCCCUCAGUUAGAGUCUCUGGACAUGUCAAAUUGUUCAUGUGUUAGCGAUGAAACUCUAAGGGAAAUAGCCCUCACUUGCGCCAAUCUCCAUAUUCUUAAUGCUUCAUAUUGCCCAAACAUCUCACUUGAGUCUGUUAGACUGCCGAUGUUGACGAAACUUCAGCUUCACAGCUGUGAGGGAAUCACCUCAGCUUCAAUGGCUGCAAUAUCUCAUAGUUAUAUGUUGGAGGUUUUGGAGCUUGACAAUUGCAGCCUACUGACUUCUGUGUCCUUGGACCUUCCACGCUUACAGAAUAUUAGAUUAGUACAUUGUCGCAAAUUUGCUGAUCUGAAUUUAAGGAGUCUCAUGCUAUCAUCUAUAAUGGUGUCUAAUUGCCCCGUACUCCAACGGAUCAACAUCACUUCAAACUCACUUCAGAAAUUAGCAUUGCAGAAGCAGGAGAGCUUAACCGCAUUGGCAUUGCAAUGCCAAACUUUGCAAGAAGUGGAUCUCACUGAUUGUGAAUCUUUGACAGAUACAAUUUGUGAUGUUUUUAGUGAUGGAGGUGGAUGCCCUAUGCUAAAGUCACUAGUUCUUGAUAACUGUGAGAACUUGAGAGCAGUGCAGUUCUGCAGUACCUCUUUAGUUAAUCUUUCCCUUGUUGGUUGCCGGGCCAUCACUGCUCUCAAUCUUACGUGCCCAUAUCUAGAGCAAGUUUGCUUGGACGGUUGUGAUCAUCUUGAAAGAGCAUCUUUUUGUCCUGUUGGCCUACAGUCAUUGAAUCUGGGAAUAUGUCCCAAAUUAAAUGUACUCAGUAUUAAAGCACCGUGUAUGGUGUUGCUCGAAUUGAAAGGAUGUGGCGUAUUAUCAGAAGCAUCUAUUAAUUGUCCGCUUUUGACCUCUCUAGAUGCUUCCUUUUGCAGCCAACUUAAGGAUGACUGUCUGUCUGCAACAACUGCUUCAUGCCCGCUGAUUGAGUCGUUGAUAUUGAUGUCAUGCCCAUCUAUUGGUUCUGAUGGACUUUACGCCCUGCGCUGCCUUCUACAUUUGACUGUGCUUGAUUUAUCGUACACCUUUUUGAUGACCUUGCAGCCGGUUUUUGAGUCUUGUUUGCAACUAAAGGUGUUAAAAUUACAAGCAUGCAAGUAUCUUGCGGACUCAUCACUUGAGCCCCUUUACAAGGAAGGUGCUCUCCCUGCUCUCCAGGAAUUGGACUUGUCUUAUGGGACCCUCUGUCAGUCUGCUAUAGAAGAGCUUCUUGCUUUCUGCACACAUCUUACACAUGUGAGCUUGAAUGGCUGUGUCAAUAUGCAUGACCUUAAUUGGGGUUGCAGUGGUGGUGGCCAGAUUUCUGAGUUGCCUAGUAUUUAUAGCUCAUCUUCCAUGCUUUCACCUGAGAACAUCCACGAGCCAAUUGAGCAGGCCAACCGUUUACUGCAGAACCUAAACUGUGUUGGUUGUCCUAAUAUUAGGAAAGUUUUCAUUCCACCGGCGGCACGCUGUUUUCAUUUGUCAUCGUUAAACCUUUCUCUAUCAGCAAAUUUGAAGGAAGUUGAUCUUGCUUGUUUUAAUUUGUGCUUUCUAAAUUUGAGUAAUUGUUGCUCUUUGGAAAUGUUGAAGCUUGAGUGUCCAAAAUUGACCAGUCUCUUUCUACAGUCGUGCAACAUUGAUGUAGCAGCAGUUGAAGCCGCCAUAUCAAAGUGUAGCAUGCUGGAGACCCUUGAUGUCCGCUUUUGUCCGAAGAUAUGCUCAAUGAGCAUGGGGAGGUUACGUGCGGCAUGCCCUAGUUUGAAGCGUAUCUUCAGUAGCCUGUCACCUUCAUGAUGUGACAGACGUCUUUGUGUCAUUUUAUGCUGCUUAGCAGGUGGCAACCAUCUUGGUAAUUUAUCUGUGAUUUGCUCACAUGUAUUGUAAAUGGUCAUCUUCAUCUUCUUUUGAUUGUUGGUGUUCGUUUUGGUAUAGAGGUACUUCAUGUGGUCUUUAUGUAACAAUAGAAUAAAUUGUUUUGUUUUACUUUUAAUUGUUCAUUGUAGUUCACUUGUUGAGUAAACCACCGGCAUUUUUUCUUUCUGUUGGCCAGUAAAUGGCCAUCUAUAUUGUUUGUCGGUGUGGCUCUGCAGGUAAUUCAUGUAGUCUUUUAUGUAUUUGAUACAAUAAGAUGUCUUUGUAAAUUAAUUAAUAUUGUUUGUUAGUACUAAUAGUUCUUCCCUGUAGCUAAUGAAUUUCAAAUUAUUGGUUCUUGUA